This is a messenger RNA of Ostrinia nubilalis (European corn borer), 529 nucleotides long. RefSeq lists its product as uncharacterized. The coding region runs from base 14 to 529 and encodes 171 amino acids. The record is from RefSeq and is a predicted model, not a curated record. The transcript has 4 exons. NCBI's taxonomy places the organism in Eukaryota, Metazoa, Arthropoda, Insecta, Lepidoptera, Crambidae.
UACUAAAAAUGUGAUGCCAGCUGUUGAUAUAGACACUACAGUUUAUUUAGAUUUGUCACAAGAGUCAUUAGUGGAAAACUGCAACACCCAAGAUAACCAAAUGGAUUUGAAUAGUGAGUUCUGUGAGUCUGAAGAGUGUUUAUUAAAGGAAAAUGUACCCAACAAUAUUGUAUUCUCCAAUGGAUUUGAUACAUCCACACCGAAGGCCAUGCUGCGAAAACCUGUUUCCAAAGAAUUGUCUUCGGAACAAAAAAGAAAACCUGCAUUUAAUAUUACUCCAUCAGAGACUAGAAGAAAGAUAAUUAUGCACACUGAAAAGAAAAUGGAUUUUCUAAAAAAGAAAGAAUUAAGAGACCUAAAUUUGGCUAAAUAUGCCAAAGAAGAGCAUGAAAUGAAUAUGAAGCAUAAGCAAGAGCUCCAUGAGCUAGAAAUCAAAUAUAAAAAAGAGAUGUACGAGCUUAUGUUACAAAAAUGUAGAUAUGAUAUCGAAAAAGCAAAAUUAGAAUUAAAUAAAUUGAGUCCUGCAUAA